AUUUUGAAGAAGACGAAAAACCCAAACCCAAUCUUCGAGCACUUUUGCAGAGGGAUUCGGGUGCUGUGCUAGCUAGUGUGGUACCACAGUCGUUUUCUCUUCAAGACUGCACAGUGCAUGCAUGGCAACAGGUUCACAAGUCCAAUUUGCAGGCAACAGCUCCUGUACGUUUUCAUAAAGAAGGAUUCGAUUCUAUUCUAUUCCGUAGUUAGAGCAGAACAAUGCCCAAGUCGAAAUCCAAGUCCCCAAAUCGUCGUCGUGGGGCCAAAUCCUCGGUUCGCAACAGCGACGCCACCGAAGUGGCAUCCAACGCGCCCAGUCGAACCACGGCUCGCAGCAGCAGCAACGAUACUACAUCCUCGACCGGCCGCCGUUUGGUCAUUCGACCCUUGGCAUCCGUGGGCGAUAGCGGGAAGCCUUCCACAUCAGUGUCCAAGGAUCUCCGUCGUGUCUCGAAUUUCAUUGAAGAUGAACGUCAUUUGGUGGCCUACGAAUUGUAUCGAAAUGUCAAGCCUCGUUGGGAAGCUUUGAUACACGAGAAACGAGGAUACGAUGCGGCUGCCACGGAAAAAGCAAACGAGAAAAAAGGCCGUGCUUGGAUGAAAAAGGGAGCCAACGAGGAAGAGAAAUUCGAUUUGAAAGAAUUUGAGGCGGCCAAUGCAAUCUUUCAAAAACACAAGGAAAAGUUCGCUUUGCUCAUGAAAAGAGCGCCUCUGUUACUGGAGUGUCGGGACAAUAUGGACCAAUCGGAAGGAUGGACGUUGGCGCAAACUCUAUUCGGUGUUACAACCUGCUAUCGCCGUGAAGACGACGGAAGUUUGAGUAUCAAACUCGACGGAGAGCUCAAGGGUGUUCCCUUAUUUGAACAGGUGGCUGUAUUGCGAGAAGUCGAUUUGCACUCGUUUUGGGCUCCCUUUGUUUCUUCCAGUCAAACACUGGCGCAUUUGGACAAACUAGAUACUGUGGGUUGGUUCCAAGUCGGUCUACCCAAUUUCGGCGUCGCCAGAGACAGCGUUUUUCGGGCUAUGGGGUGCGAUUGCGUGGCCGAGGAUGAAUCUGUCUUGUUGGUCGGUCGUGGUGUCGAGGACCGACCUCCGGGUGUGGAUGUUCCAGACUCCCGGGCCAAGUUUAUGGUCGAAGAUCCCGUCCUAAAAACACUGGAUAUCCCUCCUUGGCCCACACGAAUGGGGGCUGGACGCAUGACCAUGAAACGUUUCGAAGCAAAGAUUAAAGUUAUGGGCCCGGAUCAUUGUCACACAUACCUGAUAGCCAACUUGGAUCCCAACUUGGCAUUCAUCCCCACGUCAUUGCUGGAAUAUGUCAUGAAGAAACUAUGUGGAUUCCUGCUGAACAAACUGCAGGGCGCAGCCAAGAAAAUUCCCAAGGAUCCUGUCAGGAACGUCCACGCCCAACGAAUGCGCGACGAAGCGGCGUUUUAUCGAGAUUGGUUGUAUCCAAAGUUCAAUGCCAUCGCUGCCGAAAAAGGAUGGGUCAUGUCACCGAUUUCCGCGUUUGAAUUGACGGAAUCGCAGCAAAUGGAGGUGAAUAAACUCAAUGCACGAAGGACGACGAAGAUGCACAGCUUUAGUGAAUUUGAUCCGGGAAAUUCAAGCAAGGAAAAGGUCAAAAUUGAUUCCACCAGGAGUGAACCAGGAACGUACCGCCCUCGUAGCAAGCAGACCAAGAGGAGUAAUUCCUCGGGUGAUGAGGAUGACGACUCCGACAACUCGGACAUUAGUAGCUUGUCGGGCACAUCACAAUCCAUUUGGUCGAGGAAUCCAAUUUCGUCCUAUCUUCGUGACGUCGAAGCCAGGACGCAGGAACGCAAAGACAAGGCGAAGCAGGAUUCCCAACGAAAGGCUCUCGCUCGUUUGCGCCCGAGACCCAUAUCAGUCGACAAGCAGGAACGUCUACUGGAACUUAAAAAGUGCAAGCAACGAAAGCUGCAGAAUCGUUGGUCGUCAAUGGAUUCGAUGGAUACGUUGCCGCCUGUUGAGGAAACGGAUGGUGACACUGUCGUCACAGGCCGAUCAGUCCCAUACUCCCCCAUGACAGCGUCCAUGAAGGGACACGGACGGUGGCCGCGCUUCUUGUUGGUUUCUAUGGCAAUUUUGUUCUUGUCAACCAUGCUGCAUGCGAGCAAGUUCCUUCUGCCGUCAUUUGGCAGUCACGGAUUCGUCUCGGUGAUGCUGCGAGAAUUGUUUGCUGUCUCUUAUUUGGGCCUUUGCGGUGUGGCACACUUUGCGAUUUGCGACAUGCUGUUAAUUUACGCAUUCGAAGCCUUUGAAUUGGGAAUGAAAUCUGGAGAGCAGGUCAAGACAUUCUACCGCGGGCAAGUGCGUUUUGGCACCGCGGCUGUGUCAGGAAUGCUGGUGGUGUCUAGCGUUUCAAAGGCUGUGGUUCUUGCGACAAUUAAGUCCGCCAUUACGGCCGUUGCCAAUACAUACAACCACCACAUGAGCGGCAGCGACGCCGAAGAAGAAUUGAUUGACGGGGUAGCAGAUUCGGUAAAAGAACCAGCAACCAAUCUGGCAAUGCAAAUCAACGAAACAUUGGGCUCGAUGCUCCCUGGCUCUUUCAUUCUGGGCUACUCAGCACUUGCGAGCUUUCUCGGUGACAGUCACGUCACUGUGGCGAGCUUUCUCGUUCACAGCUACGCCACUGUGAUGAGCUUUCUCGUUCACAGCUACACCACUGUGAUGAGUAUUUCUCACUCAGUGUUUGACUGGCAAAUGGCGGUCUUUGUCCGUUCCAACUUUCUGGGUCGGUCGCUGGAACGCGUGAUUACAGGUACCUACGACUGGUGGAUCGGUUUGCUGACUGGAGUUGCAAACGGAAUGUUGUCCUUUGCAUCUUGCGACGACCCGUCUUCGGAGGCGUUUUCCUGGCGGGAAGAUGCUACGGCAACGUUGCGGCCACUUUUGUUAUACACCGUGGUCUUUCUGUGGGUGGUUCUGGGUCUCGUGAACAUUUUGGCCCAGAGUUAUCGGCACCGCAAGUUGGAUCCUGAUGCCGCAGCGUCAUUGGCUGCCACUUCAACCAACAGCGACAACAGUGGCAGCUUCGUUCCAAACAUGAAUGGCGACAGGACGAAGUCGUCCUCCGCCCCUCUUGACUCUGCUAGCAAACGGUCCAAUUCCAGCAGCAGAAGGAGGUUGAGGUUCAACCGGAAAAAGAAGGAAGCGCUGGAGGACGACGAUUCCAUGAUGUGAGCGUUCAGGAGUCAAAGAGUGGGAGGGCGGGA
Messenger RNA from Seminavis robusta, 3244 nucleotides. NCBI's taxonomy places the organism in Eukaryota, Bacillariophyta, Bacillariophyceae, Naviculales, Naviculaceae. The record is from the annotation of a GenBank genome assembly.